Messenger RNA from Telopea speciosissima, 960 nucleotides. Its product is annotated as thiamine pyrophosphokinase 1. The transcript is spliced from 6 exons. Gene Ontology annotation, molecular function: ATP binding; thiamine diphosphokinase activity; thiamine binding. The record is from RefSeq and is a predicted model, not a curated record. The coding region runs from base 33 to 809 and encodes 258 amino acids. NCBI's taxonomy places the organism in Eukaryota, Viridiplantae, Streptophyta, Magnoliopsida, Proteales, Proteaceae. Gene Ontology annotation, biological process: thiamine metabolic process; thiamine diphosphate biosynthetic process.
AUUGAAACUUGCUGAAGCUGAUUCGUUCUCAAAUGGAUUUGAUGCACCAUUCUUCCAGCUUUCUUCUUCCUUCAAUCCCAGUUGACAUUAAGCCUAAUCGUACUUACGCCCUGGUUGUGCUUAACCAACGCCUCCCCCGAUUUACUCCUCUCUUAUGGAAGCAUGCACAGCUGCGUCUUUGUGCAGAUGGAGGAGCUAAUCGCAUUUUCGAUGAAAUGCCUGAGCUGUUCCCCCAGGAAGAUUCUCUGCAUGUCCGAAACAGGUACAAGCCAGAUGUGAUCACAGGAGACAUGGAUUCAAUUAGAUCAGAUGUAAUGGAGUUCUAUUCAAAUAUGGGUACCAAGAUACUGGAUGAAUCAAAUGAUCAGGACACCACAGAUCUACACAAAUGCGUAUCUUUUGUCCAAGACUCUACGCCAGAAUUAGAUAAAUCUGAUUUAUGCAUUCUUGCUACAGGAGCUCUUGGUGGCCGGUUUGAUCAUGAGAUUGGAAACAUCAAUGUGCUUUUCCGUUUCUCAAAUAUUCGAAUAAUUCUGAUAUCUGAUGAUUGUCUCAUUCACCUUCUCCCAAGGACUCAUCAGCACGAGAUUCAUAUCUUGUCAUCUGUUGAGGGUCCACACUGUGGGCUCAUUCCCAUUGGGAUGCCAUCGGCAAAGACCACAACAACUGGACUCCAAUGGGAUCUCAAUGACACAGAGAUGAGGUUUGGUGGUUUGAUAAGCACAUCAAACAUCGUAAAGAGUGAAAAGAUCACAGUGCAAUCAGAUUCAGAUCUUCUGUGGACAAUAUCCAUUAAAAAGCCAAUGUGAAGUUUAGGGCUCAAGCAGGUCAUAGAAAUACAUACCUCAUGCUACAAAUUUGAAAUGGCGGUUCGCUAAUCCAUGGGGCCAAGUGAGGGUAUACUUUGAAUUCUUCUUAUUUUUACUAAGCAAAUGUUGAGGUGAUUCUGAUGUUGGGUGU